AUGGAGCCUGCCCCAACCUUUGACAUGUGGAGAGACUACCUGGGACUGGCAGCCCUGGUGGCUGCCCUGCGGCAGGCUGGCGGCAGCGGUGCCACCGGCCCGGAGGUGGCGCUGCCGGCCCCGCCGGCCCCGGCCCCGGCGGCGGUAAAGCCUUGCGCCUUCUGCAGGCACAACGGAGAGUCCCGGGAGGUGUACGGAGGGCACAGCCUGAGGGACGCGGCGGGCAGGGUGCUGUGCCCGGUGCUGCGCAGCUACGUCUGCCCCCAGUGCGGUGCCAGCCGCGACGGUGCCCACACGCGGCGCUUCUGCCCCCUCACCGCCAGCGGCUACACCUCGGUCUACAGCCGCCCCCCGCCCAGGAGGGGCACCAAGGGGGCGGCCGGCGGGCACGACACGGCCAGGAAGUAGCCAGGAGUGGAUGGA
This is a messenger RNA of Dryobates pubescens (Downy woodpecker), 423 nucleotides long. Its product is annotated as nanos homolog 3-like. The transcript has a single exon. Gene Ontology annotation, cellular component: perinuclear region of cytoplasm. Bases 1 to 408 code for a protein of 135 amino acids. Gene Ontology annotation, molecular function: mRNA binding; zinc ion binding. The record is from RefSeq and is a predicted model, not a curated record. Lineage: Eukaryota; Metazoa; Chordata; Aves; Piciformes; Picidae. Gene Ontology annotation, biological process: negative regulation of translation; oogenesis.